This is a messenger RNA of Tilletiopsis washingtonensis, 348 nucleotides long. RefSeq lists its product as hypothetical. The record is from RefSeq and is a predicted model, not a curated record. The annotation marks the transcript as partial. Lineage: Eukaryota; Fungi; Basidiomycota; Exobasidiomycetes; Entylomatales. The transcript is spliced from 2 exons.
GAGCUCAUCGAGGACAUCGAGCGCCGCCUCGUCUACAAUCCGCGCAUCAUCGAGCCCACGUCGGCCACUGUGUGGGGCGCAGGCAAGACGCAGACCGUCGCCUGGUCCACCGAGGACAUCCCGGACGAGGCGCGCAACUACCGCGGCAUGAUCAAGCUCGGCUACCAGCCGGCAGACGGCUCGGGCGGCCUCAACCUGAAGUGGACAUUGGCGAGCGACUUCCUGCUCACCGACGACCAGGCGGACAUCACGCUGCCCUCGGACCUCGAGCCGCGCGACGACUACAUCGUCGUGCUCAUGGGCGACAGUGGCAACGCCUCGCCGCUCUUCACCAUCGAGCAGCCCACG